CGGAAGUACUCGUACGGUUCCGUGGCGAUCCUUUCAAAGCUAAAUAACUUUCUGCUUGUAUGUGGAUUUUUUUUAAUUGGUUGAUGAUUUAUGAUUAUAUUAAGUGGGCUACGUAUCUAAUUAACAUUUGUUAAAAUUAAUUCUCAGUUUAAAAGUGCGAGUGUGAGAGGGGGACAGCCGACUGCACUUUUAUUUUGAAGAGCCUCACCCUAACAGUGUUUUCUACAAACGUGGAGCGUCUUCUGCAGAACGAGCGAAUUUAUCCAGUUUCUGUCAAAUUGCAAAUUUGUAUCGCACCCAAAAAUGUUUUCGGCACGUUUGCAAGCUUCCCUCGAGCGUGUGAGGUAGCGAAGGCAGCGCGAUGUUAACGUGGCGCAGCUUGCGUGCGAACGCGCGGACGCUCCGGCUUCUGCUCACCUUCAGACGGGUCGCGCCGUGCGGACUCGUUCCGUUCCGCCGAAGCCUGAGCAUCGGGACGCCGCUGCGGAAUGACUUUUUUAAAGAUCUGGAGGCCAAGUUGGCCGCCGCGAGGAGGAAGGUGGCGGACGCCGCGCCGGGCAGCGCCUGGAGCCCGCUGGAGAUCAACCCCAACCUCCCUCCGGAGAGGACCGACAUCGUGAUCGUGGGGGGCGGCGUGGUGGGCUGGUCGGUGGCCUACUGGCUCAAGAAGAAGGAGGGCAUCCGCGGGGGGCUCAAAGUGGUCGUGGUCGAGAAGGACAUGACGUACUCGCAGGCGUCGUCGGUGUUGUCGGCCGGGGGCAUCCGCCAGCAGUUUUCCCUGCCGGAGAACAUCCGCCUGUCGCUGGCCUCCGCCGACUUCCUGAGGAACAUCAACGAGCACUUGGGCGUGCCCAACGAGGACGCCAUUGAUGUCCACUUCAACCACGCCGGCUACAUGUUCCUGGCCAGCCACAAGGGGGCGCACGUCUUGGAGGGGAACUACAAGACGCAGAAGGCUGCCGGGGCACAAGUGUCGCUUCUGUCGCCGACGCAACUCCGAGAGAAGUUUCCCUGGAUGAACGCGCGAGAUGUGGCGCUUGCCUCCUAUGGUGUGGAGAACGAGGGCUGGUUGGACCCGUGGUCUUUGCUCAACGCCUUCAGGAGGAAGGCCCUCUCCAUGGGCGUGGUCCAGUGUCGCGGAGAAGUCACCGGUUUCAAAUUUACCUCCAACGAGGCCACGACCGAGGACGGCGAGCGUUUGGAGCUGCGGCGGAUCAAAUCGGUUCAAGUGCGGAUGCCUCGCAGUUUGGAGUACCAGCCGGUGGAGUGCGCCGUCGUGGUCAACGCGGCCGGGCACUUCUCGGCCGAGGUGGCCCGCAUGCUGGGAGUGGGGCUCGGACCCCCCGACACGCUGGCGGGAAUCCCGCUCCCCGUGGAACCGAGGAAAAGGUUCAUCUAUGUGUUCCAUUGUCCCGAGGGGCCCGGACUGGACACGCCCUUCCUCAUCGACCACUCGGGCGUUUACUUCAGGAGGGAGGGGCUCGGAGGCAACUACAUCGCCGGCAAGUCGCCCGACGAGGGAGAGGAGCCGGAUGUCGCCGAUCUCCACGUGGACCACCAGUUCUUCCAGGACCGAAUUUGGCCCCAACUGGCCCAUCGCGUUCCCGCUUUUGAGAAACUGAAGGUGAGGAGCGCGUGGGCGGGCUACUACGACUACAACACCUUGGACCAGAACGGCAUCGUGGGCACGCACCCGCUGGUCAGCAACAUGUACAUGGCCACGGGCUUCAGCGGCCACGGCCUGCAGCACUCGCCCGCCGUGGGCCGCGCCGUCGCCGAGCUCAUCCUGGACGGGGGCUUCGCCACGCUGGACCUGAGCCGCCUCGGCUUCCGCCGCAUCGCCGAACGCGAGCCCCUCUUGGAGAGCAACAUUAUCUAGUCGGCGCAGAUCCCGCAGGAGGACAAAAUAUUUCCAGCUCUUCCCACGUGCCUCGAUUAAAUCAGUGCUGGAAUUGUUGAUUCUUCAAAUAUUUAACAGGGGGGGGGGAGCCCUAAUGAACCCCAAAAACUUGCCAAUAUAUUUGAGGCCAAUUUCAGGGAAAGAGAUUCGAUUUUAUGAUCGGCUUGCCAGUAUUGGGCCAAUAAAAUCAGCAGCAAGGCUGAGCUAAGUACUGUUAAUAUGAUUUUACAAAUGAGUCACAGCUGAUCUAGCUGCCGACAUUUUGAGAGAAAAAAACCCCACGCCGAAUAAAGUUUUCACCAAAGAGUGUUUGUCGGGUCUCCCUGGUCCCGUUUGGGACGGGAUCAUCUUUUCACGCCGCGGUUCGGCUCACCCCCCGCCGGCGCCGUCCGUUCUCCUUUCAACAGCUGAGGGACUUCCUAUCCCCGCCGUUUCCGAAUC
Messenger RNA from Hippocampus zosterae (dwarf seahorse), 2341 nucleotides. RefSeq names its product FAD-dependent oxidoreductase domain containing 1 (gene foxred1). The transcript is spliced from 11 exons. Gene Ontology annotation, molecular function: oxidoreductase activity. The record is from RefSeq and is a predicted model, not a curated record. Gene Ontology annotation, cellular component: cytoplasm. Lineage: Eukaryota; Metazoa; Chordata; Actinopteri; Syngnathiformes; Syngnathidae. Bases 362 to 1879 code for a protein of 505 amino acids.